AGUUACAGACAACUCUCUCUUGUGCAUUCAACACUCCCAUUAUAUAAUCAUUGAUGACAUCAUGUGGGUGGCACUACGGGAGCUGACCUUCCCAUUGGUUAUCUGGGAAGUCUAAAUCGGAUUGGCCCUUGGAAAUUUCAUUUUUAACAGCCAGAAAGAACCUUCUGGCUGUAGUUCUCGCAACGUAACACCAGGUGGCAGCACAAACAGACACAGCAACAUUUGAAACAGCUUAACUGUCCCUGAGAGGUCGUCAGAUGGAGAAGGUGCUUUGUCAGGAACAUGGAAGUCUCUGCUUCUUGAAAACGGGAACGAGGGAUGGACCCAACAAGGGGAAGAGUUUCUAUCUUUGUGGAGCCAGCCCUAGGUCACCCUGUGGCUUCACUCAUCAUGCGGAUGUUCCUGCAUCUCACUGUCUGUUACACGAGAAUUUCCAGGUGGAACUGCAGGCGCUGAUGCCCCAGGACUCCGGCGGGUACAGGCUUUUUUAUCGUUGUGUGAAGGGAAAGAGUGAUGGAAAGAAGUGGUGCGGGAACGUGCCGUGGCAGGAUGCAAAAGAAAUAUCAAAUCCAAAUAAAGAUCACUUAAUUGAAAAGAAUAAACCUGAGAGAAACCCCUUUAAAGUAAUAAAUGAGGGCCCAAGACCCACCCUGUGGAAGCAGAUCAGCGAGGAGAAGAAACCUAGCAAGGAUAUCAGGCCUGCAGAUCUAAGGACACAUGACAUUCAGGAGAUGAUUCAGGAAGAACGCAAGAAACACAUCAGAGAGGCAGAAAGGCCUGCAGAUAAUAAAAAAUCCAACAAGGAAGAGAGAAAAAACAAUGUAGAUGAAAAGAACAAUACUAAUGAUGAUAGGUCAGCUGUAGAGCAAAGGAAGUAUGAAAGUGAGAACAGGGCAGCUAAAGAUCAAAGAAACCCCGUUAGUGAGAAUAGAACAGUUAUCGAAGAACAGAAGCAUGCUAGCGGGGACAGGGACGGUAAAGAGCAAACAAAGCCUGCUAGCGGGGAAAGGAAGGUUAUAGAGCAAACAAAGCAUGCUAGCGGGGACAGGGACGGUAAAGAGCAAACAAAGCAUGCUAGCGGGGAAAGGAAGGUUAUAGAGCAAACAAAGCAUGCUAGCGGGGACAGGGACGGUAAAGAGCAAACAAAGCAUGCUAGCGGGGAAAGGAAGGUUAUAGAGCAAACAAUGCAUGCUAGCGGGGAAAGGAAGGUUAUAGAGCAAACAAAGCAUGCUAGCGGGGAAAGGAAGGUUAUAGAGCAAACAAAGCAUGCUAGCGGGGACAGGGACGGUAAAGAGCAAACAAAGCAUGCUAGCGGGGAAAGGAAGGUUAUAGAGCAAACAAUGCAUGCUAGCGGGGAAAGGAAGGUUAUAGAGCAAACAAAGCAUGCUAGCGGGGACAGGGACGGUAAAGAGCAAACAAAGCAUGCUAGCGGGGAAAGGAAGGUUAUAGAGCAAACAAUGCAUGCUAGCGGGGAAAGGAAGGUUAUAGAGCAAACAAAGCAUGCUAGCGGGGACAGGGACGGUAAAGAGCAAACAAAGCAUGCUAGCGGGGACAGGAAGGUUAUAGAUCCAAUGAAGCAUGCUAGCGUGGACAGGAAGGUUAUAGAGCAAGCAAAGCUUGCUAGUGAGGACAGGACAGAUAUAGAGCAAAGGAAACAUGCGAUCAGGGACAGGAUAGAUAUAGAGAGUGAAGACAGGGUGGCUAUGGAUCAAAUGAAGCAUGCCAGCAAGGACAGGAUGCCUGUGGAUCAAAAAAAGCACUCCAACAAAGACAUACUAAGGAUCAGUGAAAAGGAGCAUAGAAGGGAAAGCAAACCAACCAGCCAGGAAAGUGGGGAUUCAGGAAGGAGUCUGGUGGAGGAUCUUAGUAUUGGUAAUUCAGAAAAGAGCUACUCAUUCAGUGGAUGGAGGGAGAAGGAGCUACCAGUUGGGAUGAAGAUCAAGAAGAGGUCACCAGACAGAGAAGCUCAGAGGCCAAUUUGGUGUGAGAAAAGUGUCAGUGCACAGAAUGAUGAGCAUCUACAAGAUCCAUCCAACUUUGGGACUGUCUUUUAUAAUAAGGGUGAAACUAACAAUUAUAUGAAGAUAGACAACUCAUCAGGAGUAAAUGAAGAAGGAACACUACAGACCAACAGUGCAAAACCAAAGGAAAGUAACCAACCAGACAAGCAAGGCACGGACCAAUCUAAAGAUGUCCUUAAUUUGCACGAUGAGGAUGAUGUGGUGUUUGUUAGUUCUCAGCCAGGGAAGGAGAAGCCGCACGCUACAUUACCCUCAGCAGCAGGAAAGCAGAGGACUAUAACCUCAUUUCCAGGUUUCAGGGCACCGACAGAAACCACAAGCUCUUCUUUCUCCCAGCUAACUGCUCAGCUCCAGCAGAAGAAGGCCACUUUAGCGGCAGUGAAUCUGCAGUCUCUGCCAGAUCGAGGGGAGAGGUUACUAAAGCAGGUGCAGGACCUUGAGGAUGCUCUGGGCUCUUUGACACUCUCCACAGAAAUCUGUGCUAGCCAAGAAAGCCGUCAAGAUGGCAGAAUCUGUUCAUCCAAACCAGAAAACCCAUUCAGCAAACCUGUAUCAGAAGAAGAAAGGCAGGGUGUGAAGCCUCUUGCAUUCCAUGAGCUUCCAGCCUACAAAAUGGGAUCACAAUGGUCUGAAUCAGCGCUGAGCUCCAGUCAGAAAUUCAUCAAUUUAUAUGGAGCAGCUUCUGAGUGUGCAGGACUGUACGGUGGGAGGAUGACUGAGGAACGUCUCUUUGCUGUCCGUAAUGCAACAAGUGAGGCAAUUGAUCACUUACACAAGAGCCUUGAAUGUUGCCCUGACCCUCAAAGCACCAUAGAGGAUCCCCCAGGACUGAAGGUCCCUUUGCUCCUGCACCAGAAGCAGGCUUUGGCAUGGCUGCAAUGGCGAGAGACACAAAGACCACAGGGGGGAAUUCUGGCUGACGACAUGGGACUUGGGAAGACACUAACCAUGGUGGCCCUCAUACUGAUGCAGAAGCAGAAGCAAAAAAAGGACAAAGAAGAGGAUUAUAAGCUGGAGGCAUGGAUCUCCAAAACAGAUUCUACGCUCACAGUGUCGAGAGGAACUUUAAUCAUCUGCCCGGCAUCCUUAGUUCACCAUUGGAAGAAGGAGGUUGAAAAGCGAGUGUUUGACAACAAAUUGCGGGUCUACUUGUAUCAUGGUCCAAACCGAGAGAAGGACUGCAAGGUGCUGGCUAAGUACGACAUUGUGGUGACCACAUACAGCCUUGUGUCUAAAGAGAUUCCUGUAAAGAAGGAAGAAGGAGAGACACCUGCUAAAGACCAGGACCUGGAGGAUAAAUCUGCAGCUUCCUCUCCGCUCCUGCGCUUGGCCUGGGCCCGCAUUAUUCUGGAUGAAGCUCACAAUAUUAAAAAUCCCAAGGUGCAGACUUCAAUUGCUGUUUGCAAACUGAGAGCCGGAUCCCGCUGGGCCGUGACAGGGACUCCAAUCCAAAAUAACCUCCUGGACAUGUAUUCUCUAUUGCGUUUUCUACGCUGCUCCCCAUUUGAUGAAUAUAAAUUAUGGAAGAAUCAGGUUGAUAAUGGCAGUAAGAAAGGAGGAGAGCGUCUGAACAUCCUGACCAAGAGUCUUUUAUUGCGUAGAACCAAGGACCAGAUGGACCAUUUAGGGAGACCUCUGGUUGUGCUUCCCCAGAGGCGCAGUGAGCUGCAUCGCCUGACUCUCUCCAAGCAGGAGCAGUCCGUGUAUGAUGUCAUCUUUGCCAGGUCCAGGUCCACUUUACAGAGUUACUUAAAAAGACAUGAAGGGGGAACCCCGACCCCAGCGCGGUGUGAAGACAACCCCUUUGAUAGAGUUGCUAGAGAGUUUGGUGAUACUCAGCCUGACUUGUCUGUCCGGGCACCUACCCAAGGUUCUAGCACUGUGCACAUUCUGUCUCUGUUGCUUCGUCUCCGGCAGUGCUGCUGUCACUUGUCUCUUCUUAAGAUGACAUUGGAGAAGUUGGAGUUGCAAAGUGAAGGACUGAGCCUGAGCCUGGACGAGCAGAUGAACGCGCUGAGUCUGUGUGAACUGCAGAGUCCUGAUCCUAAAUCCAGAGUCUCCCUCAAUGGGACCAGCUUCCCUUCAGAGCUGUUUGAGAGUGACAGCCAGAGCACCAAGAUCUCUGCUCUCGUGGAUGAGCUCCGCAACAUAAGCCAUAGCUCCGAGACCCAGAAAAGUGUCAUUGUGUCUCAGUGGACGAGCAUGCUGAGGGUCGUGGCUGUACACCUGAAAAGCAUCGGCCUGUCCUAUGCCACCAUUGAUGGCUCUGUCAACCCCAAACAGCGCAUGGACUUGGUGGAAGAGUUCAAUAUCAAUCCUCGAGGACCACAGGUCAUGCUUGUUUCUCUCUGUGCUGGAGGUGUCGGCUUAAACUUGAUAGGCGGGAACCAUCUCUUCCUAUUGGACAUGCACUGGAAUCCUGCUCUGGAGGAUCAGGCCUGUGAUCGGAUCUACCGGGUGGGACAGUGCAAGGAUGUGGUUAUACACAGGUUUGUGUGUCUUGGCACAGUAGAGGAGAAGAUUUCUCAGCUUCAGGAGAAGAAGAAAGAUUUAGCUAAAAAAGUUUUGUCUGGAAACAGUGCCACAUUCACAAAGCUCACUCUCGCUGACCUGCGGCUGCUCUUUGGAGUGUGAACAUAAUUACCUUCUACUCAACAAUGGGAGAUGCACAUACGUCUCUAAUAAUUAGAUAUCACAUAACAAUGUGGUCCACCCGGGUACUGGAUCAGAUGUGGAAAUUCCUGCAAGAGUUUUUCCAAAUGAGGUCCUUACUCUCUGCUUUGGAAAUUGUUAUAAACUGAUAUUGUCUUGGUGAAUAAUUAUUUUUUUUAAAUAAAAUAAAGGUAUUUAAUUUGUUGGUG
Messenger RNA from Bombina bombina (fire-bellied toad), 4882 nucleotides. It is a transcript of the gene TTF2, whose product is annotated as transcription termination factor 2. The coding region runs from base 258 to 4655 and encodes 1465 amino acids. Lineage: Eukaryota; Metazoa; Chordata; Amphibia; Anura; Bombinatoridae. The transcript is spliced from 24 exons. The record is from RefSeq and is a predicted model, not a curated record. Gene Ontology annotation, molecular function: ATP-dependent chromatin remodeler activity; ATP binding; zinc ion binding.